AUGUCUGAAUUCUCGUCGCUGACACACAAGUUCCGAGCCAACCUUGACAACCCAGGUGCGGGUGCAAGCAAAGUCAGCAAGCGCAAUCGCCAACCACUGUCAUGCGCACCCUGCAGAACGAAGAAGCUGAAAUGCGAUAGAGGCCAUCCGUGCGAGACGUGUAUGAAACGUGGUGACCCGACAAGUUGCUACUAUGGUAAGAACGCGUCAGCUUCCACAAAGCCUGAAUCCCAUGGCACGAAUUCCAAAGGCAAGGCUCAGGAGCGACUCCGUCACCUGGAGCAUCUGAUUCUGCAGAUGGUCGAUCAGAACGGCCAGAACGGUUCCCACUCGCAGCAGACCUCGGCCGACAGUGCAACAGAUUCGCUGGGGAAUCCUGUAGACUCUGAGCCUGCGGAGCCUGGUGCUACAGGACAUCUUCAAUUCGGGUCUACCGAAGCGAGAUAUGUUGGCUCGACGCAUUGGUCCGCCAUUUUAGACAACAUCCAAGAGAUCAAAGUGGCUCUAGGGACCGACAACGCUUCAAGCACCGAUCUCGAGGAUUCCGAAGACCCCGAAACCACCCAAGUCAUUAGCCUUUUCGCUUCUGCUGGUAAUCUUACUCUAGCUCAGAUUCUAGCCCAAGCCCUUCCCACGAGGCUACAGGUUGACCGGAGGCUUUCGACAUAUUUCAAGAGCCAGUAUCUUGUCAUGCAAUUCAUCCAUACCGGUCAAUUCCAGCGCCAAUACGAAGAAUUCUGGCGGCACCCCCUUGAGACUCCUCCGCUUUGGGUAUCGAUCCUCUUCUCCAUUUGUUGCAUGUCUGCCACGUUGAGCCAAGCGGUAGGCAGUGAGCAGCCGACGCCGGAGGAUCGACUCAGCCCGCGCAUGAGCUUCUUACACGCCUCGUGUGCCUGUCUAAAACUCGGCGGAUACGUACGACCCAAGAAGUGGAUCUUCGAGGCACUCGGCCUCUACGCACAGUGCCAGUACAUGGCUACCAUGGAUCCGUCCAAGGAAGUCGGGAUGGUCUUCUCCAUGCUCGUCCGCCUUGCAUAUCGCAGCGGCUACCACCGAGAUCCUUCACAUUUCCGGCACAUCAGUGUAUUUGACGGAGAAAUGCGACGACGCUGCUGGGCUAUGUGCCGGCAGUUUGACUUGAUGGUCGCUUUCCAACUUGGUCUACCCAGCCUCAUCCCUCCGGACAGCUGGGACACCCGCAGUCCUCGAAACCUGCUGGAUUCGGAUUUUGAUGAAGAUACAACCGUCCUGCCACCUUCACGUCCAGAGACCGAGCCCACCCAAAUUCUCUAUUUCAUCGUGAAAUCCCGCCUAAUGACCGCGUUUGGCAGGAUAUGCGCCCACGCUCUAUCCUUCCGAGACUGCUCGAGGCAAGAGAUCAUGGAUCUGGAUGCAGAAGUCCGCUCCGUGCACGCGACGGUCCCCGAAAUCCUGCGCAUCAAGCCACUGUCGCAAUCCUUUGCCGAUCCAAACUACCUCAUCAUGGUCCGUCUGAACUGCGAAUUCCUCUACCAAAAAUGCCUUCUUGUGCUGCACAGGAAAUACAUGACUCAAGGAGGCCACCCGGAGUCCUCCGAGGCAGCGAUCGCCGCAGCCACGACCAUUACCACGUACAUGCUCGACAUGUACAAGGAGUUCAAGCCCGGCGGGCAACUGCACACUGACCGCUGGAUGCUAAGCAGUUUCGUCAUGAACGACUUCUAUCUGGCUGCCAUGAUGCUGUGUCUGUCAGUGUCCAUGUGGAAGAAGACCAAUCCGGGAGAAACCGUCAGCGACGACGAACAGAUCAAGGCUCGAGUCGACCUCCUCGCCAACGCCUACGUGGUCUGCGAAGAGUCGAGCGCGAACAGUAUCGAGGCCAAGCGCAUCACGGGCGUUCUGAGCACCAUUCUAGGUGAGUACGUCUAUUCACCCAGUCGGCGCAAUAACGGCACGCAUAGCCCACCGUCAUCAUCACCCGCGCCCGUCACUUCCUCCGAAGCAAUCAUCGAAAGACGAGAGAUGUUCCGCCUCCAGCCCUCCGCCUUCUUCCCCAAUCCCUUCAGCUUCAAUCUCGCGCCCCUCACGCUUUCAGAUACCCCGGCGCCGGAGCCACCAGGAAAUAGCGGUGGUCGGGAUUCCUCGUUCAGGGAAGGAGCUCCGAACAGCGCCGCCAACAGGCAUGCGACUGUCAGUUACUUCGAUUCGCUCGCACACAUGGCAAACGAAAAUCCGGGUCACGACCAGGUGGAUAGCAUCAUGCCGUCGAAUCUGUUCGCGCCAUUUCUCCCCUUUAACCCCAACUACGGCUUCUCUCCCAGUCUGACGACGUCGGACGCGGUGACGAGUACGGCUUCAGAGGGAUUCCCGGCAUCGGCGCCUGCGAUGCAGACUCAGAAUGCCCUCCCCGGAGACGUUUCCAGCGAGGGCAUGAAUAUGAAUAUGAAUACGAACAUCGACAUCGACUGGGCCUUCCUGGACCAAUGGAUGGCAGUCCCCGCCGCAGGCCCCGACGCGGAUGCCGAGACGCUCAUGCAGCCGGUUCCAGUUCCGCUUGCCACCACCGACACGCAUCCCUUCCUGGAUAACGCAGCCAGCAACAACAACAAUAUCGACGCCGGCGCCGGCGCCGGCAACAUGGCGCCAGCGAGCGCUUCGUCCAACGGUGACUGGACGAGCACGCCGAUCCGCUUUCUGGGGACCAACUUCCUCCAAGUGAACGAGCAUGGCCGCCAUGGCUCCAGCCAGGCGCAGCGCACCGCCAGCACCGACGAGACCAGCAUGGACGUGAGUAUGGGCCACGCCAACGCCGACGCCAUGACGCCGGCCUCGUCCAGUGGGGCUUCUCACUCGAUGUCGACGGACCAAUACCCACUCUAUUGA
Exophiala aquamarina CBS 119918 is the source of this 2862-nucleotide messenger RNA. RefSeq lists its product as uncharacterized. Gene Ontology annotation, biological process: DNA-templated transcription; regulation of DNA-templated transcription. NCBI's taxonomy places the organism in Eukaryota, Fungi, Ascomycota, Eurotiomycetes, Chaetothyriales, Herpotrichiellaceae. Gene Ontology annotation, cellular component: nucleus. Gene Ontology annotation, molecular function: DNA-binding transcription factor activity, RNA polymerase II-specific; DNA binding; zinc ion binding. The transcript has a single exon. The record is from RefSeq and is a predicted model, not a curated record. The coding region runs from base 1 to 2862 and encodes 953 amino acids.